AUGGCCGAUCUGAACGGUGAUGGGCACCUCGAGCUGGUCGUUGCCACGCCGGAUCUGAAGCUGCAGGUAAUCCAGCCAGCCCCUCAUGGCCACCGUGGGGAGGGCUUUGCCCGAGCCGCGGAGCUGAACGCCAUCUCGCUGCUCUUUAAGCGGGCACUAGUGGCGGCUGGGCACCGGCCGGUGGCCCUGGCGGUGGGCUAUCUGGACCCUUUGCCCGCCGAGCGGGUGCGGCCGUUGCGUAAGGCGGUCAUAGUGAUAGUGACGGCGUCAUGGAGGGUGAUGUGUUUUGACCACAACCUGGUGCUCAAAUGGGAGUACGACGCAAAGAUGCACUUCCCGCACCAUGCCCGCAUUAAGGAGGUCGCGGUCUACAUUGCGCCUCACCAGGUGCACGAGGCGGACCGGGGGAUAGUCAUUGUGGGCGCCAGUGUUCUGCGCGGCGACCUUGCCAGCGGGGAGGGACUGGAGAGUGUGGCCGAAGGGGGUCCGGCCGGCUUCUUUGAGGACGAUGAUGUGCUGCUCAGCGAGAUGCGGGAGGACGCGGAGCGCAAGGAGCACGCAAAAAGCGCGGGUGUGACCGAGUCCCUGACUGACCUGGAUCCGAAUGACCCGCUGGCGGGGCUGCCCGGCUCUCGGCACUUCUCCUAUGUGGCGCUGGAGGGCGGCAAUGGGACUUUGCGGUGGCAUCACGGCAGCGGUGACUUCCACAAGGACCUCUCUGAGCUGGGUGGAGAGCUCACGCCACAGAACAACUACCGGCUGGACGCGAGCAAGUUGGAUGGUCGUCACUUCGGCGAGGCUUCCUGCCGCGAUUACCGCGAGUCGGUGUUGCAUGUCCUGCCCCACGUGUGGGAGCGACCCGCGGACACCCGGCUAAUGGAGGCGCACUUCAUCAAGCACCGGGUGGGACGCGGCGCGGCCAAGGGGGACCUUGCUGCAGCGGGAACAAAAGCUGCAGCCAAGGGGAGAGGGCUCAAGGCCCCGGAUGAUGGUGGCAAGCACCAUGCUAAAAGUGGACUGCUGUCCUCCGGGUUGCUCAGCCCUAGCAUACACAAGGGCCCCGGCGCUGUGCGCCGGACCAAGCACUCGGCCGGCCUGGCGCCGCUGCAACACGGCCGUGGUGGUGUGCAUGCGCGCGAUGCGCGAGCGCACGACCAUGCCCAUCACGGCGGCGCUGCGCACGGUGGCGCGGCGGUGGCCGGUGGGGCGUCGGGUGGGACACCGGACCCGCACAUGAAGCAGCACCUGCCGCACAACGUCACUGCCAACGCGUUGGUGGCGUUCCUGGAGGAGGGCGUCGAGGUGUUGCACCUUUACUCGGGUCGUACCGUGUGUAAGCUGCACCUGCCGCCCCGCACUCUUCAUGCGGACAUCAACGGUGACGGUGUUUUGGACCACGUCUCCGUGUACCACGGCCACGUGGGUGGGGGCGUGGACGGCAACGAGGACACCAGUUUGCUGCCGGGGGAGCUGCCGUCCAUUAGUGGCAAGGGCCACGCCGUGUUUGGGCGCUGUACAGCGGUCGUGCGCAGUGGCAUCCCGCCCACGGAGACACUGUUCAAGGUCCAAGUUUGCCACACAAACAAGUUCGGUGUAUCGGCGUCGCGGAACGUCUUCCAGCGGGCUGCCGCCGUGGCGCAGCCCACCGAGCUGGCCACCCCGAUCAUGUUGCCCAUACCCGACCUCAAGGGGUUCAGCUCUAAGCGGCGGCAGCACGGGAUGCUGGUGUUCCUGACCAACAAGGGCGAGAUGACCGCUGUUACCGGCACAGGCAGCCACUUGUGGCAGGAGUAUUUGCAGGUGUCGUGGCCUCCAGCAGAUGAGAACCCCAGGCACGUGGUCCCCACGUUGGCUGCAAUGGCGCUCUACACACAUGCGGUGCCCACGACAGUGCUCGCGGCUGGCACAGAGCAUGCAGUGGUGGUUUCGGAGCAUGGGCACAUACUGGCGGAGCUGGAGCUGCCAUCACCGCCCACACAGCCCCUGGUGGUGGCGGAUUUCAAUGGCGACGGCCUUAACGACAUUAUCCUUGUGACUAACCGCGGGAUUUAUGGCUAUGUGCAGGUUCCACAUUUGGCCGGUGGCAUGAGCCUGAGCGCUUUGCUGCUGACGCUCGUGGUGGCGCUGGGGCUGGUGUACUUCACACAGCAUUACGACCCUAUGGGCUCACUGGGAACUGGCGGGGUUGGAGGCGCCGGGACAGGGAGGCGCGCUGCCAAGUUGCGCAGCACGGACUACGUGGACUGA
Volvox carteri f. nagariensis is the source of this 2247-nucleotide messenger RNA. RefSeq lists its product as uncharacterized. Lineage: Eukaryota; Viridiplantae; Chlorophyta; Chlorophyceae; Chlamydomonadales; Volvocaceae. The coding region runs from base 1 to 2247 and encodes 748 amino acids. The transcript has 17 exons. The record is from RefSeq and is a predicted model, not a curated record.